CGCUAGGCAAGAGAGAAAUCAAAACAUUCUUCGCAGAUAAAUCUACACAAGCACGAAGUUUUCCUCCGCCUUUGCUUGUGCUCCCGACGGCAUUGCUGUGCGAACAAAAUGACUUCACCGCUGGAAAAUCUGGAAAACCACCUGGAAAUGUUCAUCGAGAACGUGCGCCAGAUCCGUAUCAUCGUGAGCGAUUUCCAACCGCAGGGCCAGAACGUGCUGAACCAGAAGAUACAGUCGCUCGUCACCGGACUGCAGGAGAUCGACAAGAUGAAGAACCAGAUCGACGUGAACGUACCGCUGGAGGUGUUCGACUACAUCGACCAGGGACGGAACCCGCAGCUCUACACGAAGGACUGCAUCGAUAAGGCGCUUACCAAGAACGAGGAGGUGAAGGGCAAGAUCGAUUCCUACCGCAAGUUCAAGAGCAAUCUGAUGAAGGAGCUCAGCGACACCUUCCCGGUGGAGAUCAGCAAAUACAAGGCAAUCCGGGGAGAUGAAUAGUGGUAGGUAGGUAGGGAGUAGGAGAAGGAGGCGACGGUCCCUCAACGCUGUCGGAUCUGUAUGAUGAAAAUUAUUCUAGAAAGUAGCUGUUUAUAAUUAUAUACGGACGUAACUUGGUAUGUACAACAGAAUAAAGUUUUUUUUUUCUAAAAACUAAA
Molecule: messenger RNA, 659 nt
Organism: Anopheles stephensi (Asian malaria mosquito)
Lineage: Eukaryota; Metazoa; Arthropoda; Insecta; Diptera; Culicidae
Gene: MED10
Product: mediator of RNA polymerase II transcription subunit 10
Exons: 1
Coding region: 109-501 (130 amino acids)
Biological process (GO): positive regulation of transcription by RNA polymerase II
Cellular component (GO): chromatin; mediator complex
Molecular function (GO): transcription coregulator activity
Source: RefSeq, a predicted model, not a curated record